AUGACCAAAUUCAGAGGGUGCAUUGACAUUCAUGCAGGGCAGGUUAAGCAGAUCGUGGGAGGAACUUUGACUAAAGACGAUGUUUCACCCACGGAUAAGGCACAGGAAAACUUUGUGUCCACCAAACCAUCUUCGUACUAUGCUCAGUUGUAUAGAGAGCAUAACGUUGAAGGGUGCCAUGUAAUAAAACUUGGGACAAAUCCUGCAAACAACGAGGCCGCUCAAUUGGCUCUCGAAACGUGGCCUAAUCAUCUUCAAGUGGGCGGCGGUAUUACCAUCGACAACGCUGACGCUUGGCUCAACAUGGGCGCUAGCCAUGUGAUAGUGACGAGCUGGCUCUUUACGAAAAACACCCACGAUGAGUGGAAUCUAGAUAUGGAGAGGCUCAUAAAGAUCUCAAAUAAGAUUGGCAAAGAAAAUCUUGUGGUGGACCUCAGUUGCCGUAGGGUGAUUGGAGACGACGACGAGAUCUCGUGGUUCGUGGCUACAAAUAAAUGGCAGACGAUCACCAAGUGCAAGCUUAGCAGUGAGCUUCUUGAUAUGCUAAGCGAGUUUUGCGAUGAGUUUUUAAUCCAUGCUGCCGAUGUAGAAGGGCUUUGCAAAGGCAUAGACGCCGAGUUGGUGGAGAAUUUGGGUGAGUGGUGUCCUAGAGGUUACGAGGGAAAAAUCACUUAUGCCGGCGGAGCCAAGCUGGCUCUGGACUUGGCACUUGUAGAGCAAUUGAGCCGGGGCAAAGUGGACUUGACAUACGGUUCGUCGUUGGACGUUUUUGGAGGAGACCUUGUCAAACUUUCCGAGGUUCUCGAGUGGAAUGAACGAAAGUAG
Messenger RNA from Candidozyma auris, 825 nucleotides. RefSeq names its product 1-(5-phosphoribosyl)-5- ((5-phosphoribosylamino)methylideneamino)imidazole-4-carboxamide isomerase HIS6. Gene Ontology annotation, cellular component: cytoplasm. Bases 1 to 825 code for a protein of 274 amino acids. The record is from RefSeq and is a predicted model, not a curated record. Lineage: Eukaryota; Fungi; Ascomycota; Pichiomycetes; Serinales; Metschnikowiaceae. The transcript has a single exon. Gene Ontology annotation, molecular function: 1-(5-phosphoribosyl)-5-[(5-phosphoribosylamino)methylideneamino]imidazole-4-carboxamide isomerase activity. Gene Ontology annotation, biological process: L-histidine biosynthetic process; L-tryptophan biosynthetic process.